CUCACCUACAACAUUUCUUCCUCUGACUUUUGAGACUUUUCUUGGAGAAUUCACACUCCAGAAUAAAAAAAAAACCCAUGAGGAAAAAUUACUGACUUUUAAAAGUAAGGUGGAAAAAAAAGCUUUGGAUUCUUGGUUGUUGGUUAAUCUCAACCUGUAAAAUCAAGAAAAGGUCUUUACUGCUGGAGAUGAGAAAUGGGCUGUGAUGGAUUUUAUGUGUUGUGGGCUCUGCCCAUGCCUUUCCACCCAGCACAAAAGGAACACAACAACUGUGAUGAGACGGGAUGAGAAUUAAAUAUUGGCUGUACAGACAAAAAUCUACGUUGAGCUUAAAACUGAGGAAGAUGAUGAAAUGCAUUUGCUCCGGGGAGCACUUAAGAGUGGAUGAAAUAAUUCCUUCAUCAGAGUCCCUGGCAACUCGGGACUAUUCGGCCAGUGGGUAUUCUUCUCGAGCAGGUGAGACUGACACAAAAGUUGACACCAGCAACAUAGAAGAGGCAGAAUCAUCGCUUCGCGAGAGUGGCUUUUUAAAUUAUGAGGAAGCAAGAGCUUUAUUGGGACGACUUGAGUAUCAAAAGGGGAAUGUGGAAGCUGCUCUUCGGGUUUUUGAAGGAAUCGACAUUGCUGCAGUGGUUCCCAGAAUAAAAAUCACUGUAGUUAGAAGAUGCGAGCUUCCUAGACGUCAUUCUCAAAGUGACAAUACUCCGCCAAUGUCUAUGCACGCAGUGAGUUUACUUGUUGAGGCAAUCUUUCUCAAAGCAAAAUCACUGCAGGCUCUUGGAAGGUAUACAGAAGCUGCUCAAUCAUGCAAAGUAAUACUGGAUACUUUUGAAUCUGCAAUACCAGAUGGCUUACCUGAAAAUUUUGCUUCUGACUGUAAAUUGCUGGAGACGUUAAACAAUGCCGUUGGGUUACUUCCAGACUUAUCCAAACUUGCUUAUGAUCCUCAAGAAGUAAUUUUAGCUUAUAGAAGGGCCCUACUUUAUCAGUGGAAUCUUGACGUGGAAACUAGAACAAAAUUAGAGAAGGAUUUUGCUAUAUUUCUUCUUUACAGUGGUCAUGACGCAAGCCCUCCAAAUCUUCGCUCACAGAUGGAGGGCUCGUUCAUACCAAGAAACAACGUUGAAGAAGCUAUUCUCCUGCUGCUCCUUAUUCUCAAAAAAUUUAUGCUCAAAAGGAUUGGAUGGGACCCGUCAAUUCUGGAUCACCUUGGUUUCGCAUUGUCAAUAGCUGGUGAAUGCACGUCGCUAGCCCACCAGAUUGAAGAGUUACCUCCAGGAAUUGUUGAAAGCAAAGAAAAGUACACGUCUCUAGCCCUGUGUUACCACGCAGAAGGUGAUGAUAUAAUUGCUCUGAAUUUGUUGCGGAACCUUUUGAAUAAUAGAGAGAAUCAUAGCUGCGGGUUUGAGUUAUCACUGGCUUCAAAGAUUUGUGCCGAGGAUUCUAAUUCGCUUGAAGAAGGGAUUGAAUAUAUUCAUAAACUGCUUGCUCAAUCGGAAAAAUGUGAGCAGAGGGCUAGUUUUGCAAAUUACUUACGAGGUCUCUCUCUUUCAGCCCAAUCUGGAGGUGUAGGGUCUGAUGCCCAGAGAAUAUCGAGGCAAUCUGAAGCACUUGAGGCACUUGAAACUGCUCAAAGAAUGACUGAAGGGAAAAAUUCUAGCAUUUUAUUUUCUCUUAGUCUAGAAAAUGCUGAGCAGAGAAAGUUGGAUGCUGCUCUUUAUUAUGCAAAGCAGCUACUGAAACUGGAAGCUGGGUCUAAUGUAAAGACUUGGAUUCUUCUAGCUCGUAUUUUGUCAGCUCAGAAAAGAUAUGUUGACGCUGAAAACAUAAUUGAUGCUGCUCUGGAUGAAGCAGGGAAAUGGGAUCAAGGAGAAUUGCUGAGGAGCAAGGCCAAACUGCAGAUUGUACAGGGCCGUUUGAGGGAUGCAGUUGAAACAUAUACGAAACUUCUUGCCGUUCUUCAAGUCCAGAGAAAGAGUUUUCGAUCUCAGCAAAAGCUCUUAAAAGACAAGCAGAAAGGCAGUACAAAUUUAGAAAUGGAAACAUGGCAUGAUCUAGCAAAUGUGUACACCAGCUUGUCUCAAUGGAGGGAUGCAGAGAUAUGCCUUUCAAAAUCCGAAGCUAUCAAUCCUCAUUCAGCUUCAAGAUUACAUUCUGCAGGUUUACUCUAUGAAGCUAAAGGCCUGCCGAAGGAAGCUCUGAAGUCUUUCGAGAAGGCACUGGACAUUGAACCUAAUCACGUCCCAAGCUUGAUAUCUACUGCUAUUGUUCUCAGACAAAUCAGCAACCAAUCACCUCCAGUUGUAAAAAGCUUUCUGACUGAUGCUUUGCGGCUCGACAGAACUAACUCUACCGCCUGGUACAAUCUCGGCCUGCUCUACAAGAGUGAAAGCAGUGCAUCAGCUCUGGAGGCAGCAGAGUGUUUCGAGGCUGCAGCCAUUCUCCAAGAAUCCGAGCCAGUUGAACCUUUCAGAUGAUGCAUUGCAUGAUCUACAACACAUUUCGUUGUCUUUUUGGUCCAGUAAUUUUCAGUUCUAUAAGUUCACCCCAGAUGACAUUUUGACCAGGACAACUUUGGCUAAUUCUCUACCAAGAUGCAUGUUCACAGAUGCCACUAACGAUAUCACGUCCUUCGUUCUGUUUUCAUAUAUUUGACAAUCAGGGGAGUCCAUCCAAGGUUAGUCUUUAUCACUCAGAAUCUUGAAGUUCUGACAGCUAACUCUAUCCACAUUUGAAACACUAACGAGUCGAUGUUUACUUUGUAACAAUAGAUGUUAGAUACUGAUAGAAA
Sesamum indicum (sesame) is the source of this 2791-nucleotide messenger RNA. RefSeq names its product protein NPGR2. NCBI's taxonomy places the organism in Eukaryota, Viridiplantae, Streptophyta, Magnoliopsida, Lamiales, Pedaliaceae. The record is from RefSeq and is a predicted model, not a curated record. Gene Ontology annotation, molecular function: protein binding.